Messenger RNA from Penicillium argentinense, 4527 nucleotides. RefSeq names its product E3 ubiquitin-protein ligase SSM4. Lineage: Eukaryota; Fungi; Ascomycota; Eurotiomycetes; Eurotiales; Aspergillaceae. Gene Ontology annotation, molecular function: zinc ion binding. Bases 1 to 4527 code for a protein of 1508 amino acids. The record is from RefSeq and is a predicted model, not a curated record. Gene Ontology annotation, cellular component: endoplasmic reticulum membrane. The transcript is spliced from 2 exons.
AUGGAUUUCGGGACAGGCCUGUCGCGCCCUGCGACGCCCUUCCCGGACCCGAUGAACGACUCCAGGUUCAGUGACAAGGACAAAGGUCUCGAAGAUAUGGAUACGUGCCGCAUCUGCCAUGGCGAAGGCACAGACGAAGAGCCGCUAUUCUACCCCUGCAAAUGCAGUGGUAGCAUCAAGUUUGUCCAUCAAACCUGCCUGGUGGAGUGGCUGGCACAUUCCCAGAAAAAGCACUGCGAGCUUUGCAGAAAACAAUUCCAGUUCACCAAGAUUUACGACCCCAAUAUGCCCGAACGCCUUCCGACGCCGCUGUUUAUAAAACAAGCUUCCAUUCAAUGUUUUCAAACCGUCGUGACGUGGAUGAGGUUCUUGCUGGUUGCAUUCGUCUGGCUUGGCUGGCUCCCGUGGUCGAUGCGGGCGAUUUGGAGAGUAUUGUUCUGGCUUGCAGACGGCCACUGGACAGCCACAGGAGCCGCUGCUCAACAGCGCGUGGCGCAGGCGGCUCAAGAUGGCAUGACGCAGUUGGCAACCAAUGGCAGCGUGGCCGAUGCUGCCUCGGUGCUCUCCUCGGCCAGUGCCAUCGUUUCCAGCGCGGUUCAAUCUGCUACGGCGUCUGCACCUACGGGCCAAUUGUCCACGGCGGGGAUCCAUGGCGGAGAUCCCCUCAUGCUCGCCCUGAUCAAGAAAGCGAUUCCGAGCUUCAUUCCUGCAUUUACAGGUGGAGCUAGUCUUGAUGGAUCAAGCCCAAACAAUACCACGAGCAUCCCCAAGGCCCGAUACCCAUCAUGGCUUUCCGACGUCAAAACUUUGAACACGUUAACGCCCUAUCCGACGAUCAACAACAUGAUCAUCGACACAUUGGAAGGUCAGCUUAUCACGCUUCUAGUCGUCGUAGCAUUCAUUCUCCUUUUUCUCAUCAGGGAGUGGGUGGUGCAACAGCAGCCGCUGGCCAACAUUGGCGAACUCGAACGUGAAGCCGCACUACAGGUCUUGGCUGAUAAUGUGGUCAAUAAUGAUCGACCCGAGGAGGAUCAGCCACCGCCCCCCGACGUUGUCCCAGCCCACCCUCGUGCCGAUUUCGCUAAUGCGCAGCACGAGGACCCAGGACACGUCCAUGGCGACAUUCUCGCGCGCGAUCCGAAUCAAUCACCGGCGCCCUCUCUGACGGACUCCUCCGAUGAUGGUCGUCCAGUGAUCGAUGUGACGGAAUCCGACGAUGGUCAUCCAGUGAUCGAGCGGCCGAUUUGGCCUCACCACGAUCGUCUUCUGGAAGAACGGAUUCCUGCGCUGAACGAUGAGGUUCCGGGAGCAGCCUCAAUCGAAGGAAGAAGGGAAUUUGCUCGCUUGGUCUUGUCCAACAUCGCAGACCAUACAGCUGGAGAUCGAGACGAAAUGCUGCGGAUCCUCCGACAACAAGACAUGGAGAGCCUCGAAGCAGACCUCGACUGGUUCUUGGAGGAACGCGAGGCCCGCUCUGACGAACAAACCGCACAGAACGAAGACGGCGGGCUUCACACGGAAAGCCAGGCCGCAUCUGCGUACGCCCAGCGGGAAGAGCAACCACCCAGGAGCUUUUACGAAACACUGAUCCACUGGUUCUGGGGUGAUAUCACAUUCCACCGCACUGAUGGUGACGAUCACCAGCCAGAAAACGAUGGGCAUGUUCUUCAGGAUCCGCAUUUCGAAGAACCCUUUGUGCCGCUUCCGGGCGCAGAAGUCGUGGUUAUCAACGAUGAGGACGACCCAGCCCCAAAUAACGUUAACAACAACGAUGUGGACGACCAACUCGAAGGUGACGAUCUAGAGGGCAUCAUGGAUCUCAUCGGCAUGCAAGGACCAAUCUUUGGACUCUUGCAGAAUGGUGUCUUCUGUGCACUUUUGAUCGCCUUUACAAUCGCCAUCGGAAUUUGGCUUCCUUACCUCUGGGGGAAAAUUGCCCUUGUUCUGCUCGCCAACCCACUCGAGCUGAUCAUUGGCGUUCCGAUGACUAUUGUGACUCUCAUUGCCGACAUUGCUCUGGAUACUUUGGUCGGUGUCGUCGGCUAUGUCCUUUUUGGGUUCAGCUUUCUUUUCAAGACUCUCCUCGGUCCCGUCGGCUCCUUUGCGUUCCUCGAAGAAUGGAUCCCACGAGGCAGAUCUGUUACUAGUGCAUCGCUUUCCUUGAUUGAUGCGAGCACAAAUCGCCUGAACAAGGUUGUAAAAGCAUUCCUGGUCCUCCACGAGUCUGAUAUUCCCAUGUUCUCCGUGCUUUCGCAUCAGGCCCUGAAGUUACACCAGACCCGAAUCAGUGCCCUGGUGAGCACUGUGUACGGUAUCAUGAAGUUCAUCCUACAUGACUUUCCGCUACGUCUAGCCACCCUUGGUGUCCCGAGCGCUUUCUCGUUUGGUUUCGACUUUGCCCAACUUAAGCAAGCUGCAAAUCACGUUCAAGAACUUGUCGUCAACUUCGCACGGUAUUCAUUUUCCUCCAGCCCUGGGGCGAAACUGAUGAAUGCUACUGCUGCCAAUGCAGCAUCGGCGAAUCUGACCGCUGACUACGAUCUUGCGGUCUGGGAUACCAAGGACCGCGCCAUUGCUAUUUUGAUGGGUUAUGUCCUGGCCACUGCCGUGGGAUUCCUCUAUCUCCGCAUCUCCGGCUUCCUCAGUGGAACGAACCGUGGGCAGCGGGCUGAAGGCAUCGUUGCCGAGGUUCUACUUCAGGCCGCCGGGGUCAUGAAGGUUAUACUUAUCAUCGGCAUCGAAAUGAUUGUAUUUCCUUUAUAUUGCGGUACUCUGCUCGACAUUGCGCUCCUCCCCCUGUUUUCCGACGCCACAGUUGCAUCGCGUAUCGCGUUUACGGUUGCUUCCCCACUCACGUCUCUUUUCGUGCACUGGUUCAUCGGCACAUGCUACAUGUUCCAUUUCGCACUCUUCGUGUCCAUGUGCCGCAAAAUUCUGCGAAGCGGUGUCCUUUAUUUCAUCCGCGACCCGGAUGAUCCGACAUUCCACCCUAUUCGGGAUGUUCUCGAGCGCAGCAUCACUACUCAGUUGCGCAAAAUAGGAUUUAGUGCUCUGGUGUAUGGUGCUCUCGUGAUUGUCUGUCUCGGCGGCGUGGUCUGGGGCCUUUUUUUUGCCUUUGAUGGGAUCCUCCCGAUUCACUGGUCUGCAACCGCUCCCAUGCUGGAGUUCCCUAUCGACCUCUUAUUCUACAACUUCGUCAUGCCGUGGGCGCUCCAAUCCGUCAAGCCUUCGGAUGGGUUACACGACUUGUAUGACUGGUGGUUCCACAAGUGUGCACAUUUCCUGCGUCUCAGCAAUUUCUUUUUCUCCGAACGCCACCCAGAGGAAGAGGGCCACCACGUCCGCAAAACCUGGUGGGCUCUUCUUUCGGGAAGCGAGGGUGACUGGGAACAUCCCGUCGUUGGAUCGGUGGAACAUGUUUCCGCAGAGACGGAGAACCUUGAUGCCUACUUUUUGCGCGACGGCCGAUAUGUCCGAGCCCCUGCUUCGGACCAGGUUCGCAUCCCGAAAGGCACCCAAGUUUUCCUGGAAGUCACCGAAAAUAAUCUGCGAACCGACGGGCGGUAUGAUGCUCCGGAUGGCCUGCAUGGCCGCUUCAACACUUCAUUUACCAAGGUUUACAUCCCCCCUUUCUUCCGGACUCGUAUUGCAGCGUUCAUCCUCCUCAUCUGGCUGUUUGCUGCCACCACUGGGGUAGGCACAACCAUUGUCCCCCUCGUCAUUGGCCGCCGGAUCAUCGCAUUCUUCCUCUCCAGCUCAGCACCCGUGAACGACAUCUACGCCUUCUCGAGUGGAGUGUGCGCGUGUGGCAGCCUGGCUUACUUUGUCUACUGCUGCUACCAAGGAAUUCAAACGGUGCGUGAGAAUCCUGGCGCAAUCUUGCGACCUCCUGGUCAGCUCGUCCAACUGGGUGUUGGAUUUGCUCUGGAUGUCGCCCGCCUGCUCUAUGUCGCCACUGUUUUUACCAUCGUGAUCCCACUGCUCUUUGCGCUCCUGACUGAAUUGUACAUCCUCAUCCCCGCCCACACCUUGCUCGGGGAUGGAGAGUCACACGUCGUGCAUGUGGUCCAGGAUUGGACGCUCGGAGUGCUCUGGGUCCAGUUGGCGAUCAAGCUGUUUGUGCGGAAUCCCCGGGACCCUCAUUCUGCAGCGACGGCGGUGUUUAAUGCAAUCUUCCCCAACGGGUAUUUCUCGCCAAACGUUCGCAUCGCGACCAAGGCCCUCAUUCUGCCGCUGCUGCUCUUUACCACCGCCGCCGUAGCUGUCCCGUUGACGCUAGGAGGCAUUGCCCGUUGGACCGUGUUUUACGCACACGUCGAGGCGCAGUCGCACAUCUACCGCUAUGCAUACCCCGCGACCCUCAUGAUCGUGCUGGACGCGUGGAUGACUCGUCGUAGUCUGCGGCGCCUGGCCGCCUGGCGCAACGAGCUCCGUGACGAGGUUUACCUGAUCGGCGAGCGGUUGCACAACUACACUGAGCCCCGGCCCCCCCACGUAGGGGUCUCGCGGCCGAUGAUGACGGCAUGA